Molecule: messenger RNA, 1680 nt
Organism: Lindgomyces ingoldianus
Lineage: Eukaryota; Fungi; Ascomycota; Dothideomycetes; Pleosporales; Lindgomycetaceae
Product: septin
Exons: 7
Coding region: 145-1275 (376 amino acids)
Biological process (GO): cytoskeleton-dependent cytokinesis
Cellular component (GO): septin ring; microtubule cytoskeleton; cell division site
Molecular function (GO): GTPase activity; GTP binding; molecular adaptor activity
Source: RefSeq, a predicted model, not a curated record
UUCCCCGUCGACACCUCAACACCAUCACAAACAGUCCUCCGGCGUCGUGAAGGCAUCCCAAUCCCAUCCUACUCUAUCCGUCCGCCCCCCUCGUGGACAUCGACCCCUCCGAAAACGUAUCAUACGCACCGCUCAUCCUCAGCGAUGUCUUCUAUGCUCAAGACCCGCAGGAAGAAGAAUGUCAAGAAGGGUAUCCAGUUCUGCCUGAUGGUGUGCGGCGCCUCGGGAACAGGCCGGACAACCUUCGUGAAUACCCUUUGUGGCAAGAAAGUGCUCCAGCACAAGGAGUCGGACGACCCGACCACGGCACACGUCGAGGAAGGUGUCAAGAUCAAGCCCAUCACGGUUGAACUAGAGUUGGACGAGGAAGGCACUCGUAUUUCGCUCACCAUCGUCGACACGCCCGGUUUUGGCGACCAGAUCGAUAACGAGGCCAGUUUCUCAGAAAUCGUCGGAUACCUCGAGAGGCAGUACGACGACAUUCUCGCCGAGGAGUCCCGUAUCAAGCGUAACCCCCGAUUCCGAGAUAAUCGUGUCCACGUCCUCCUGUACUUCAUCACACCUACCGGCCAUGGUCUCCGUGAACUUGAUAUCGAGCUGAUGAAGCGCCUGUCGCCCCGUGUCAACGUCAUCCCCGUUAUUGGCAAGGCCGAUUCUCUUACCCCCGCCGAGCUGGCUGAGUCAAAGAAGUUGGUCAUGGAAGAUAUCGAGCACUACCGCAUCCCCGUGUACAACUUCCCCUACGAUAUCGAGGAGGAUGACGAAGACACGGUCGAGGAGAAUGCUGAACUUCGUGGUCUCAUGCCCUUCGCCAUUGUGGGGUCCGAGGACGUUGUCGAGGUCAACGGCCGACGGGUGCGUGCCCGGCAAUACCCAUGGGGCAUUGUCGAGGUAGACAAUCCCCGUCACUCGGACUUUUUGGCCGUGCGAAGCGCGCUUCUUCACAGCCAUCUUGCCGAUCUCAAGGAAAUAACGCACGACUUCCUCUACGAGAAUUAUCGUACCGAGAAGCUUAGCAAGAGCGUUGAGGGUGGUGCAGGCGCGGACUCAUCCAUGAACCCUGAAGACCUCGCCAGCCAAUCGGUACGCCUGAAGGAGGAGCAACUGAGACGCGAGGAGGAGAAGCUCCGCGAGAUCGAGGUCAAGGUCCAGCGGGAAAUCAACGAGAAGCGACAAGAGCUCCUGGCUCGCGAAAGCCAGCUCAAGGAGAUCGAGGCCCGGAUGCACCGAGAGCAGAGCGGGCAGUUGCAGGAGCACGACCACGAGGAAGCUUAAGCGGCUGGCUAAACUUUGUGGUGGAUGAAAUCCGGCAUUUGCCGCUGUUGGGAAGCUGUGGAUGGGGCGCUUGCAUCAAAAAUCAGGAUCCAAUGAACAGGAAAUUGGGGUUGCAGCGGGCGUAGGGUCCUUGGAGCAGGGAAUACUCACCACUAUUUCUCAAGAUGACGGUGCCCUUGUUCUAAUGGAUGGACUGCCUUGCAGAUUUGGGACGGGACGGGACGGGACGGGGGCCACAUUAUAGUGGAGGACUUCUCUUCUUACCCGGGGGUGUUCGUUUCGACAGACAUGUUGAUGUCUGGACUUGUCUUGACAUGGCCCUUUCAUAUGUUUUCUUACCCUUCGAUACUUAUUCCCCCCUUUGACUUCCAUGUAGGAAAGUAGUAAUCCAGUUUUCGACUAAUA